CUUCAGCCCAACAUUAAGUGAGCAGAAAACAAGUCACAAUUACAUUUCAUUCAAACAGAGAUCAGAGAGAAUAGAAGAAUGGCUUGUGUAGCUGUAACUUCUCUUGUGAGGACAAUAGAGGUCGAGCUCUUGCGACUUCGGCCUCGUCCAAUCGUUCAAGAAAAGGGACUCAUCCCUCCCAACAAAGACUUGAUCCAAUCUCUCCGUCGAAAGCUAUCAUCUCUUAUUAAACUAUUCGAUGAGAAUAGGAUGGAUGGUGCCGAAGCAAUUAAAGACUUGGAAACAAAACUCAGAGAUGUGGCUUUCACAAUAGAAGAUGAAAUCGAAUUCCAAAUCGCACAACUUUACCAGGAAGAGGAAGAGGAAGAGGAAAGAACUUCGCCUGCUCUCAAACUUUGUCAUGUAUUGCAACAAGCAAUAGAAGACAUUGAUAGCAUCAAUAAAGAGUUGGAGAAAAUCAAGGAGGACAAGAGUGUUGAAGCCUUGCAAGGAAGGAUGACUACGCUUGAUGUUUUCCCCAGAUCUGAUGAAGUUAUCAUGACCGGUGAUUCCUCACAGCAUGCUUCACACUCCCAGGACAAAAUGGUUGGGAAAAACAAUGAGUUCGAGAGGGUUAAGAAGAUGUUGAUUGAACACUCAUCCAAACAGCGAGAAGUUGUCUCUAUUAAAGGUAUGGGAGGUAUCGGUAAGACAACAUUAGCAAGAAGAGUUUAUGAUGAUCCGGAAAUUGCUUCCAAUUUUGACAAGAAAACAUGGGUUGUUGCAUCGCAAAAUCAUAACAAGAGACAACUGCUCAUAAGUCUUCUGAAAUCAAUUAGUGGCAAAGAAGAAACUGGCCCUGAUGAGGAGAUUGCAUUACAUCUCUACCAAGGCUUGAAGGGUCAAAGGUACAUGGUUGUGAUUGAUGACCUAUGGAGCAACAAGGCAUGGGAUGCUGUCAAAAUUUGUCUUCCUAAUGAUAGUCAGAGUAGUCGAGUAUUGGUGACUACUCGUUUUGCAGAGGUGGCUGCUCAGAUUGGUUCCAAUAGUGACUUUUCUCAUCAAAUGCAAUUUUUAGAUCCAAAUGAAAGUUGGAAUCUAUUCUACGAAAAGGCAUGCAAAUGUCGUGGUGCAGAAUUUGAAGCAAUUGGGAGACCAAUUGUUGAAAAAUGCCAAGGUCUUCCAUUGGCAAUUGUUGUGGUUGCUGGUCUAUUUUCCAAACUCGUCACACUAGAUGAGUGGAAGAAUAUGGCCAAAACUCUAAUAAAUUCAUCUGUAACAACGGUUGAUGAAGAGUGCUCAAGAAUACUCGUUUCAAGUUACAAUCAGUUGCAUUACAACUUGAAAGCUUGUUUCUUAUAUUUGGGCAUUUUUCCGGAAGAUAAAGAGAUCUUUGUUAAAAAUCUUGCAAGGUUAUGGGCUGCAGAAGGAUUUAUAAAGACAUCUAAGAAAAUGAGCUUUGAUCUGGUGGCUACAAUCAAUAUUCAUGAACUCAACGAUAGAAACCUAAUUCUUGUCAGCCAGGUAAGUAGUUGUGGAGGAAAAAUAAAGGCAUUUAGAAUUCAUGACUUAUUGCAUUCCUUUUGUGUACGAGAAGCUCAAAAAGAAAACCUUCUGCAUGUUGUCCAUGAAAAUAGUUCCAAUCUCCCUCAGAAAGGUUUCCGUUGGGUAAGCUUCCAUUCAAAAGAUCCUAACAGCCCAGCUGCCUCAUAUACUUUUCCAAAAACCUGUAGAUCCAUCUUCUCUUUUUCAGGAAAGACACCUUUAGAUUUGAAAGUCUGCAAUCUGUUGAGAGUACUCUAUGGUGCUGAGGGCGAGAUUGCAAAUCUUGUCCAUUUGAGAUACCUAGGUUCAAAACCUUCUGAUUUUGAAUUCUUAGAACCAGCCUGUGCUUGGAAUCUUCAAACACUAUCCACUUCUGAGAAUGAUAAAAGGAACUGUUUAUUGUUUCCACACCUAGAAUAUUGUCGUUGUGGCUCUAUUUCUAGUUGUUUUCCCGAAUUUGUUCAUCAAAGGUUGGAGAACAUUUCUUGGUUGAAGCCUGCACAGUGCACAAGAGAGUUAUUUAAAAAAAUUCCAUACCUAAAGAAGGUAAACAUUAAAAGUGAGGGAAGGGCUUGGAAUGAUUGGUAUUGCGACCUUUCCAAUUUGAAGUAUCUCGAGAGUCUGCAAAUUUGUGAAAGAAAUUCGAUUUUGGCGGGUGCACAUAGGGCUCCAAUUAGAAACCGUAUUUUUCACUUGAAACAACUUAAGAAGUUGACCUUUCAUGGUAUGUACUUCGUGUGGAAGGAAAUUAGUGUUUUCAGCAGCUUGCCUAAGCUUGAGGUGCUAAAGCUUAGAGGAUGUUCUUGCAUCGAUGAAGAGUGGAAACUAUCUGAGGAUGAGAUAUUUAAGCAGUUAGCUUAUUUGGAAAUUCAUACAACUCGGUUCAAGCGUUGGGAAGCCAGAAAUAAUCAUUUUCCAAACCUUCAGCACCUAAUCCUUUCUGGGUGCUACAAAUUGGAAGAGAUCCCAGUUGGGUUUGGGGAAAUUGGAACAUUGGAGUUGAUCAAAAUAAAGUAUUGUCUUCCUUCUGUGGUGGAAUCAGCGAAACAAAUUCUGGAAGAGCAACAUGAUGCAGGAAAUGAUAAUAUGUUUGUCAUUGAAGAAGGCACAUUAAAGCCUGCCCAGUCUAAUGAAGAUGAUGAGUCUGAUGAAGAUGAGUUCGAU
Messenger RNA from Ipomoea triloba (trilobed morning glory), 2688 nucleotides. RefSeq names its product putative late blight resistance protein homolog R1A-3. NCBI's taxonomy places the organism in Eukaryota, Viridiplantae, Streptophyta, Magnoliopsida, Solanales, Convolvulaceae. Gene Ontology annotation, molecular function: ADP binding. The annotation marks the transcript as partial. The record is from RefSeq and is a predicted model, not a curated record. Gene Ontology annotation, biological process: defense response to other organism. The transcript is spliced from 2 exons.